AUGAGCCACUGGGGGACUCCAGAUGGCCCAGCGGCCACGUGCGCGGCGGAGCGCCAGGCGCCGCCGCGGCCGCGGUUGCCCCGCGGGGGGGCGGCGAGCGAGGAGGUGGUGGAGCUGCGGCGGCGCUCGUUGGCGCUGCUGUGCCGCAGCCUCUGCGCAGGGCGCGCGGCGCCCGAGCAGGACUCCCCGGACGCCGCGUGGCAGGCGGCCUGGGCCGAGGCGGCGGCGGCGGACUGCGCGAGGGAGCUGGAGGCGGCCACCUGGUCGAGCUUUGGAGCGGGCGCCGAACGAGCGCCGCCUGCGGCACCCGGCGUGCCGGGUGCGGCCGGCGCGCUGCGCGCGUACCGGGCGAAGGUGCGCUCGUGGGCCGCCACGCUGCGGCGGCCGGAGAGCAUGGAGCUCAGGAGGCUGGUGAUGGACGGCCAGGUGGGCGGCAGGGACAUCGCCGAGCGCGGGGAGGAGGAGUUCUUGCCAGCCGGUCUGCUGUCCGAGCGCCAGAGGCACCGCAAGGAGGGUCUGCUGUCUGUCUGGCAUCGCGAGCAGGCCCUCGAUUUCUUCGACGCUAACCUGUCUUGCCCCGAGUGCCAAGCCAUCGGGGCUCGGUACAGCAUCCUACGAGAGGCCUGGUUGUUGCCGAGGUGCACGGGCAACCAGGGGCACAUGCGCCGCGAUACCGGGAGGUCAAUCUUGGCCGAGUGCGUCCAGUGCAGCGAGCGUUGGCAACAGGACGAGGUGCAGUGA
Molecule: messenger RNA, 741 nt
Organism: Prorocentrum cordatum
Lineage: Eukaryota; Dinophyceae; Prorocentrales; Prorocentraceae
Source: the annotation of a GenBank genome assembly